UUGAGUGUGGUUGUCAUUUCAAAUGAAGUCUGAAGAGAUGUGUUGGAGAGAGAUUUGCUUCGUUCCUUGCUUGAGCCAAGGAAACGAAAAGUUACUUGUUCAAAGGGAAACUCGUUUCCUUUCAAGCUUUCCAUAUGGCUACUCUCUACACCCACGGAAAUGCACUGAGUUUAACAAACGCAAGAGCCCACUUGUUACCACAAGGAAACGACCAACCACUUUGACAACUUUCAUGUCCUCUUCAACCAUUCAAGAAAGUGCAAAACAAACGGAAGACAAGACGUGGUUACAGUCCAUUCUUGACUGUAGGGAAAGCACCGCAAAUCAUGAAGACACAGCAGUCUUGAAUAGUUUGCAUAGGGAAGCGGAGGAGGAACUGAAGACUCGACUAAGGAUUCCUGGAAGAAAGGAUGAACUAUGGCGUUUUACGAAUCUCCGAAAUUUAUUUUUGACAAGAUUCCAGACUUCUUCUCAUCGUGUAGACAACCAACUGCUCGAGUCCUUGUUCGAAAAGGACGUACAGUCUCAGCGAGUUGUUUUAGUGGACGGUGUUUUUGACCCUUUUCUUUCCAACAUUUCAAAUAUACCUGACCGAAUUUUCAUUGGUUCAGUAACAGAGUUGGAUGUAGAACGUCAACGAUGGAUAUAUGAGUUGACGAAAAAGGGAGAGACCGGAAUUCAGGAAACCAAUAUAUUUGGAGCCAUUAAUUUGGCAAGUUUUCGUGACAUAACAAUUGUUUGGAUACCACAAGAUGUUUCGUUGCAAGAUUAUAUCCAUUUAUGUUGCUAUUCAUCGAAUUGUUUGAAUUCUUCAUUUUAUGGGAUUUCACAUCCAAGAAUAGUUGUAGUUGUUGAAGGAGGUUCUCAUGUAAAAAUAUUACAACAUCACUUUGGUGCAUCUGGAGGUUAUUUGGAUAACUUCGCUACUUCCAUUAGUAUAGGAGAUAGUGCAACUUUAGAGUAUUAUAUUGUCAAUGAAUGCCCCAAAGAUGCUCUCUGGCUAGGAUCUUUGAACGCUCAACUUGAACAAUAUUGUACAUUUCAGUUUCGCUUCCUUUCUUCAGGCAGUAAAGUUGGUCGUCUAACGAUGACCACUGAUUUAGUAGGAAGAGAGUCGAAUACUUCAUUACAUGGUUUGGCAAUUGCAAAUGAAGAAAGAACGUUGGAUUUUCAUUCAUUUGUUGAUCAUCGCGUACCAAGUUGUCACUCGGAACAGUUGCAGAGGAAUUUGGUUGCUGAUCGUUCCCAAUGUGUGUUUAGAGGUCUUGUUAAGAUUAGAAGGGAAGCUCCGCAUACUUGUGCGCAUCAGUUGUGUCGUUCUAUGUUGUUAUCAAAUCGUGCUCAAACAAAAACUAUGCCAAUGUUGGAAAUUGCAAACGACGAAGUAGAAUGUUCUCAUGGCGCUACUGUUUCUGAAAUAGAGGAGGAUGAAUUGUUUUAUUUGUUGUCACGAGGCAUACCAGAAUGGGAUGCUCGUGUCUUGUUAGUAAGAAGCUUUUCUUUGGAAUUGUUAAAGGAGUUUCCAUUUCCUUCGAUUGUUGCUCGUAUGGAAAGUCUCAUUGCACAAGUAGUGAAUAAUUCCAAGGAAGAAAAAGUGAUUGAAGCGGAUACUGUUGAGGAAGGACAAUGGGAUUGGACCACUUGAGUAUUUUAGAUUAGCAGCAAAUAGAAACGAAGUAACUUGGGUGGUUGUUCUAUAUUCUUAUGGAGAUAAAGUAUAAGGGAGUCUUGGUUUAAUAUGUACAAUGU
Molecule: messenger RNA, 1749 nt
Organism: Galdieria sulphuraria
Lineage: Eukaryota; Rhodophyta; Bangiophyceae; Galdieriales; Galdieriaceae
Product: ABC transporter, Fe-S cluster assembly protein SufD, transmembrane
Exons: 3
Coding region: 23-1645 (540 amino acids)
Biological process (GO): iron-sulfur cluster assembly
Source: RefSeq, a predicted model, not a curated record